UAAAUUCUCUAUAUUUCACAAGAGAGAGAACAGAGAGAAGCAGAGGAAUAUGGGCUCUGUUGUUCCUCUGUUUCUCACUAUUUUAGUUUCAUUUACUCUGUUUCUCUACUCUCAUGGAGCCAGCUCCAUGUCUUUGCAAGCUCUGCCAACCUUAUCCUUUGAGGAGGGAUACACACAGUUGUUUGGUGACACCAAUCUCAUGCUUCUCAGGGAUGGAAAGACUGUGCAUAUCUCUCUUGAUCGGAGGACUGAGAAAAAAAAAGGUGCUGGUUUUGCUUCUCAGGAUUUGUAUCUGCAUGGGUUCUUCAGUGCUUCUAUCAAGCUGCCCUCUGAUUAUGCUGCUGGCGUGGUUGUAGCCUUCUACAUGUCGAAUGGUGACAUGUUUGCGAAGACGCACGAUGAGCUGGACUUCGAGUUCUUAGGAAAUGUGAGAGGAAGGGAGUGGAGAGUGCAAACUAAUGUGUAUGGAAAUGGCAGCACCGGUAUUGGGAGGGAGGAGAGAUAUGGUCUCUGGUUUGAUCCUACUGAGGACUUCCAUCACUAUUCCAUCCUUUGGAGCCAUGACCGAAUCAUAUUUUAUAUUGACGAAAUUCCGAUUAGAGAGGUGGUAAGAACUCAAGUCAUGGGAGGGGACUUCCCUUCCAAGCCAAUGUCCCUCUAUGCCACCAUUUGGGAUGGUUCCAACUGGGCAACCUCAGGGGGUCGAUACAAGGUCAAUUACAAAUAUGCCCCUUACGUCGCCGAAUUCGCCAAUCUCAUCCUCCACGGUUGUGCAGUCGAUCCUACCGAUCACUCGUCCACAUGUAACAAAUUCAAUGGCAAUCAAUACAACAGCAUAAAAAUUUCUUCAGAUCAGCGUUCAGCCAUGGAGAACUUCCGCAGAAAAUACAUGACAUACUCAUACUGCUACGAUGGUCUACGGUACACUAAGCCACCAGCGGAAUGUAGCAUUGAUCACCGGGAAGCUGAGCGUCUCCAGGGUCAUCGUCGUCGGAGUAAGGGUCAUCACCGGAACCCACAAGAUGUUACCAUUUGAGAUUUUUUUGUGACAUGAAAAUGACUUUAAAUUAUUUGUGUAUCUUCUUCCA
Molecule: messenger RNA, 1088 nt
Organism: Dioscorea cayenensis subsp. rotundata (Guinea yam)
Lineage: Eukaryota; Viridiplantae; Streptophyta; Magnoliopsida; Dioscoreales; Dioscoreaceae
Product: probable xyloglucan endotransglucosylase/hydrolase protein 28
Exons: 4
Coding region: 50-1036 (328 amino acids)
Biological process (GO): cell wall biogenesis; xyloglucan metabolic process
Cellular component (GO): cell wall; apoplast
Molecular function (GO): xyloglucan:xyloglucosyl transferase activity; hydrolase activity, hydrolyzing O-glycosyl compounds
Source: RefSeq, a predicted model, not a curated record